GCAAAGGGAAGGACGAUGUAACGUAGUUCUUCAAUAUUGAACAAAGAAAUGUUUUAAGAAAAAUAUAAGCUGUAAUUUUCAAAUAAAUGACAGAUGAAGUGUCUAUACUGGAUUUAGAUUCUAAAAUCUUGAUCCACUGACAGAAACUUAUGGAUUACCUUUUUAUAUGCAGUAUUUAGCCCAUUGGCCUGAAUAUUUUCAAGUACUUGAGUCACCCAAUGGAGACAUCAUGGGUUAUAUAAUGGGGAAAGCUGAAGGUUCUGGAGAACAGUGGCAUGGCCAUGUCACAGCUUUGAGUGUUGCCCCUGAAUUCAGAAGACUGGGUUUGGCUGGAAAACUGAUGAAUGGACUGGAAGAGAUUUCAGAAAGGAAACGCUGUUAUUUUGUAGAUUUAUUUGUGCGAGUAUCAAAUAAAGUGGCAGUUGCGAUGUAUGAAAAAUUGGGUUAUAGUGUAUAUAGACGAGUCUUAGAAUACUACUCUGGAGAAGUAGAUGAAGAUGCUUUUGACAUGAGGAAAGCAUUAUCUCGAGACAAGGACAAAAAGUCUGUGAUUCCUCUGCCUCAUCCUGUGAGGCCGGAUGAGCUGGACUGACCUGAGGAAGGGCACAGUACUCUGCUUGAUAUUUAUGAUCCACUUCUCAUUGCUGUUUUUAUCUUGGUUGCUUCCCUUUUCUUCCUGCUGUUAGAACUGUGGCUACAAAGUCAAAAACGUUCUAUGGCUGUUAGUAAAGAGCUGUAAUUGAUUGGAACAGCUAAAAUUUCUGUAACUCCAGCUAAAAUCAUCUUUAUUUCAAUGUGAAGUUAAAUAUCUUUUAUCAAAGAGUGGUUGGCAGCCCAUGUACAUAGAGCUGCAUAAGUCUAAUUUUUUUUCAUUAACUAUAGCACUUCAUUUAUGUUGAACAUUCUUACUUACUUAUUUUCAUUUCAAAACAAAUUAUUUUAAAACUUUUUCUUUAAGAAAGUGAUUAAAUAUGUGUAACGUUUGUUUCAAUGUAGAUUCUAUUUCAAGUUAAAGUAUCAGAAAUCAAACAUUGUGACUAUAAAUAUUGUUUAGAGGAAAUUAUUUUAAAAGUUUUUUAAAUCAUAGUGCUG
This is a messenger RNA of Physella acuta, 1092 nucleotides long. RefSeq names its product N-alpha-acetyltransferase 20. Gene Ontology annotation, biological process: N-terminal peptidyl-methionine acetylation. Lineage: Eukaryota; Metazoa; Mollusca; Gastropoda; Physidae. Gene Ontology annotation, cellular component: NatB complex. The record is from RefSeq and is a predicted model, not a curated record. Gene Ontology annotation, molecular function: protein-N-terminal amino-acid acetyltransferase activity.